Fonsecaea multimorphosa CBS 102226 is the source of this 624-nucleotide messenger RNA. RefSeq lists its product as uncharacterized. The transcript has a single exon. The record is from RefSeq and is a predicted model, not a curated record. Lineage: Eukaryota; Fungi; Ascomycota; Eurotiomycetes; Chaetothyriales; Herpotrichiellaceae. Bases 1 to 624 code for a protein of 207 amino acids.
AUGUCCAAGUCCGUCUCAUCCUCCUCGGCUCUCCUCACACGUCUCUUCCAGGAUCUCUCCGGCACCUGGCUACUCAACCGUAAGUUACAAAGCGGCAACCCUUCAGAGCCAUCAGGACGAUGCUCAGGCACAGCGACAUUUACAAAGUCCCCUUCUCCGUCACCUGUGCUUGACGCCGAUGGAAAGCUCAACAUUGCCGAUGCAGAACUCUUGUAUCAUGAGCAGGGUGACUUUGAAAUGAUGAAGGCUGUCGGCAACAACUUGGCCAGCGUUCCCACCUUCACCUUCUCGAGGAAAUACAUCUGGCGUUUGUCAAGGACCGAGAAUGCCUAUACAAUCAGCAUCUGGUUUACCAAGCCUGGCACCGAGACUAUUGACUAUCUCUUCCACAAGAUAGACCUGCCUUUCGACAACGACCUAGAUUCGGAGUCGGAACUGAGGCUCGUCCUCAAUGGUACAGGAGGCCAUCUAUGCGUGGAAGAUUUUUACAACAGUUCUUACUCAUUCACAAUGAAGCGCUCUGACGCGAAUUCACCUUUCUCUCUGACCUCUUGGACUACCCUUCAUGAGGUUCUCGGUCCCAAGAAAGAUCAACACAUUGAGACGACUUUCGUCAAACCCUGA